This is a messenger RNA of Geodia barretti, 823 nucleotides long. The record is from the annotation of a GenBank genome assembly. Lineage: Eukaryota; Metazoa; Porifera; Demospongiae; Tetractinellida; Geodiidae.
UGCAAUCCUGAGUUAUAGCUAGCUACCUAUGCCACAAUUUCAAGGAAUUCUCUUCCUGUGUGAUGUCAGACAACCACAAUGUAAUCUGUGUUCACUAAAAUCCUGGGACUUCACAUUGUGAUGUGUCAGAGCCUGAAUGUGUGUAUUACUCCACAGCCCUGGAAAUUAUGCCCCGAUCCUUGCCUCAGUAAGAGAGACAGCAAUGAACACCCACAGCAUGGAAAUGGAACCAGGAGAGAAAGGAGCUUCUAUGGGUGCUUCCGUUUUCACACAUAACCCUUACAACAUGGAAGCAGGAGAGAAAGGAGCUGCUAUGGGAGCCUCCGUGGUCACAUAUAACCCUUACAGUCAGCCAGUGCCCAUGAAGGCAUCUGAUGAUUCAUCGAGCUCCCUACAAGUCCCUGGGUCCAGGAACAGAGUCCCCACACAUCAUAUAAGGGAAUUAGCCAGGGGGAAGUUCCUUCUCAACAUUGAUGACAUCACAUUAUUGGACUGCAUUGGAGAAGGGGAGUUUGGGAUAGUCUACAGAGGCAGAGUGGGACUUACAAAGAGGGACGUGGCCGUGAAAACACUGAAAGGUGAAUUUGACCAGGAUGAGGUUGACAAGUUUGUGGAGGAGAGUCUGAAGAUGGGUCGAUUCAAGCAUGCUCAUGUGAUGGGUCUCAUUGGAGUCUGUCUCGACGCUGGCUCUGCCCCUUACAUCAUCAUGCCUUAUAUGGCCAACGGGAGUCUUUUGAAGUACCUCAAGAAAGAGAGAAAGAACAUUGUACUCUCUGAGGAAGCUGAUGAAGAUGAGGUGAUGAGUUUAUGUACAGAUUAUGGA